AUGGGUUUGGUGGUGCUCGCUGUGCUCCUGCGCAUCAGCGUGCUCAGCGAUGCGAAAAAGGAUAACUUGAAAUGGUCCUUUGUGGCGGAUGCCGCCAAAGCACGACAGGCCCUGGGCUUCCGCGUGGCGCACCGUGUUGCUCAAGCUGCAGUCUUGGGACUCACGUUUUUUGCCGGCUACAAGAUCGGCAAGAAGCGCCUGGAAGGGUAG
Messenger RNA from Symbiodinium necroappetens, 210 nucleotides. The record is from the annotation of a GenBank genome assembly. Lineage: Eukaryota; Dinophyceae; Suessiales; Symbiodiniaceae.